This is a messenger RNA of Apus apus (common swift), 3423 nucleotides long. It is a transcript of the gene TMEM204, whose product is annotated as transmembrane protein 204. The transcript has 3 exons. Bases 829 to 1509 code for a protein of 226 amino acids. Lineage: Eukaryota; Metazoa; Chordata; Aves; Apodiformes; Apodidae. The record is from RefSeq and is a predicted model, not a curated record.
GGAGGAGGUACAACUUUAGAUGUCUCCAUAGUCUUUUCCUUUCAGGAAACACAUCCUGUUAAUGUUUGACCGCUGUGGCAGUGGCUCUGUUUGUUGCAGUCUGACUACGCCCUGAGGCUCACCAAAAACAGCCACAAAAACAGCCGUUUCCUCUUGGAGAGCUGGGGGGGCCUUUUCCUCGCAGCAGUGGCUGUUCCCCCGUCCCUGCACUCGCAGCUCGGAUCUUCAGAGGGACACAGCGGAGCAAACUCUUCAAGAUACUCCAAGCUUGCAGAGUCCUUCCAGUCCAGCUUGGCUUUGAGAGAAUGCCACUUGUCCCAGUUGGUGGGAUACACUGAAGUUUGCAACUGAAAAAGAGGCUUUUGGAGCAGCCCACGUUGAGUCGGAGGCGCCAGCGAACUUGGCUCGCUUGACAAGCAUCCCUGCCGCUGCACCCACAGCAGCUCAGGCUCUCCUGUCUUGAGACUGGAUUCUUUUUGGAUUCGCCUUGUCUCACAAGGAAUGGACCUCCCUGUCAUUCAGUUCAUUGCAGGACUGGCAUUACUUAUCAAAGUGCAAGAAGGUGGAUAAGCCAAAACUGGGAAGGACCUGAAAAAGCUUCUUUGUGUUCUUAUUUUAUGGAAUUCUCCUACCUACCUCGCAAAAGUCUCAUUUCCUUGAUCAGAAACACCUCUGGAACUGACUUUGAGAAUGAACGGUGAUGUCCUCUAGCCCUUGGUAACAUCACAGCAAGGCUGCCUCUGUUUCAAGUCCAAGUUCAAUGUGCUGCAGCUGACUGAGACCUGGUGUCUUCUGCAAAUAGAGACUGGCAGCAAGCGACAGUCAGAUAUGACUGUCCACAAACUGGUAGCCACAGCUGUGUUGGUAGCCCUGGUCUCACUUAUUCUUAACAACGCAGCUGCCUUCACUCCCAACUGGGUCUACCAGACGCUGGAGGAUGGGCGGAAGCGCAGCGUGGGGCUCUGGAAGAUGUGUUGGCUGGCAGAGAAGAGCAGAGGAGGUGCAAGCACGAGUGCCAGGCAUGGGAACGGGGAAGAGCGCGAGUGUGAAGCCCUGGGCUGGGGCUCAGAGGCAGCUGGGUUCCAGGAGUCACGCAGCACUGUCAAACUGCAGUUUGACAUGAUGCGUGCUUGCAACCUCAUCGCCACCGUUGCUCUGACUGCUGGCCAGCUCAUCUUCGUCCUAGGCCUGAUGGAGUUACCCAUCAUUUCUCAGGAUACCCAGUGGUGGGAGGAGGCCAUAGCUGCUGUCUUCCAACUUGCCAGUUUUGUUCUGGUUAUAGGACUGGUGACCUUCUACCGCAUCGGACCAUACACCAACCUCUCGUGGUCUUGCUAUCUGAACAUCGGAGCAUGUCUUUUGGCCACACUGGCAGCUGCCAUCCUCAUAUGGAACAUCCUCCACCGGCGUGAGGACUGCAUGGCCCCCCGGGUCAUCGUCAUCAGCCGUACCCUGACCGCUCGGUUUCGCCGGGGACUGGAGAACGACUACGUGGAGUCACCGUGCUGAGUGAAGGAGUGGGCUUGACAGGGGAAAGAUCUCCAAGGAGAUUUGCAUUGGAGUUGUUUUCUAGAAAUAUGUACUAUAAUUUAAAACUAAGGGUUGCAAGACAUCACAAAGCUCAUUCUUGUGGGCAGAGGCCCUCAAUUAGUAUUUGGAUGGGCUCCAUCUUUAUAUAUAUGUAUAAACCACAUAAUUUUAUAUAUAUUAUAUUAUAUUGCCCUCUCCCUCUGCUGUACAGCAUAGAAUGUUGGAUUGUCAGAAUCCUGACAGAGCAUCACAGCUCCAUGCCAGCAGAGUCAGCUGUAGCAGACACAGAGUGUAAGCAAUGAGAAUAGAGGAAAGAGGCAACCAAACACAUUUUCUCUGUCUGCAUGAAGUUAUCCUUCUCCCUAAUAAUAAUGUAAAAAGCCAUAGGAGACCAGUGACAAUAGCUUUGGAGUUAACAGGCAGUCUGAGAGAGCAGAAAACUCACUAUAGAAUAAGUGAUUAAUAGAACAGCUGCUUAAAUGUCAUGACUCUUCAGUCCUUCCAUCCACCUCUCUUUGAGGAACUUGCAGGAGCUGCAACAUCCACAGCACAGCCCAGGCAGCCACAAGCAAAAGCAGCUCUGACGACUCAAGGUGUAAAAGGAACGCAGAAGAAUGAAGCUGCAUUUUUUCAGACACUUAUUUUGUGUCCUGAGAUAAAGAGUUUGGUUUAUCCUAUAUGUAAACAGACAUGCCAUGAAAAGGGUACACAGCUAGAACAGGCCACAGGCUGCUGAAAGAUCUGCUUCAGUGUUACCGUGAGACAAAGUACCUCCACAAGCAGGUCACCUGGACUUCCUAAUAAAUACAAGAUACUGCUAACUGACAUUAUUGGAAGCAAUGGUUAAGAGUAGAUAUUUCAGCCCAAAUUAUUUUUUUUUCUUCCCAGUGUGCUUUAACAUUUGCUGUGACAUUUUCAGAUUAGAAUGCUAUGUCAGGACACCCAACUCUGCCCAGCAAAGCCCACACGCACAUACCACAGUAAAUAUUAGAGGAUGUUACUGCCACUCAAGCACACAAAUUCUGGAGACUAAGACACAGAGGACUUAAGCAUGAGAUUUAAAAAAGACCUGCCUGGUCACUUACUACAGUAAUGAGAUGAAAAAGAGUAUCUUUGGAAGUGGAUAAGCCUGACCCUGGAAGCACAUGGGCUUCCAACUCACAUGCAUGGAAUUUGUAGGCAGAAAAACAACAGGUCAGAAACUAUAAUGCAGAAAUAUUUGGGAUACAGGAACUAGAAGCAACGACAGAUGUUUAAAAACACUAAGGAUGCUGCUCUGAGCAGAGUUAUUGAUCGGUUUGAAGGACCAUAAGCUGUGAAUGUUACACAUUCUUUAGGACGGUUGUGUCGCCCCCAGCUGAGCAAACAGCUUCUCUGCUUUGCCAAUAUUUCCACCAUUCUUUUCCACACCUUGUUAACAUGUGAUCAUCAAGCUGGCUCUUGAAUUCUGUUCUGCACUCAGUUCUGAUGUAACAAGAAACUCAAUCCCAAGUGCAGCUCUGCACCAUUUUCAAAGUGAGCAACAUUCUGCAGAGACUGAUGCUCUAGAACAACUCCAUUAUUCUAGACUAUCAGAGUACAAUACCGUGAAGCUGAAAAAGAGUUUCUUCUAGCAGUAGGUUUGUAAAAACCAACUAAGAUUUGUAUCCAUUUGCCUGCAUUACUUUCUGGAAAGUAUUUUCUAGAAAUAAUAUGCUACGAUUAAUUGCAGGGUUUUUUAAAAUAAAAUAUUGGAAUAUUUAAAAGACAUUAUAUUAUUUCUUCUAAUAUUGCAAUAUCCAUAUUAUAAUAAUGUACAUUUAAAUUUUAAAAUCAGCUAUGUGAUGGGUAAAUUUGUAAUACUCAGUGUUACUGUGAUUAUUUUAGAUGUAUAAAUAAAGUUGUAAAUGUUCA